This is a messenger RNA of Cucurbita maxima (winter squash), 4618 nucleotides long. RefSeq lists its product as uncharacterized. Bases 339 to 4262 code for a protein of 1307 amino acids. The record is from RefSeq and is a predicted model, not a curated record. The transcript has 15 exons. Lineage: Eukaryota; Viridiplantae; Streptophyta; Magnoliopsida; Cucurbitales; Cucurbitaceae.
ACAAUUUUCAUUGCCGAUCAAAGCAAUGAGCUUCCUCCUCCAUGGCUUCGCAUGAACAACCUUCAAUCUGGAGCUUCAACUCGUGCAUAAAAAAUUUUAAAAAAAAAUUGUUGUUUAUUUUUUUUGAAAUUAUUAUUUGUUUCUACUACUGUCCCAUUUUGUAGGAAUUUUCCAAACCCUUGAAUGCCCCGGAUCGUUGUAGCUUCAAUCGAGCGCGAAUAUCAACGAUUUGUUUCGGAUUGGAAGUUGAGGUAAACCAUCUUUCUGUUUCGAAGCAUGGGUUAAAAGAUCCUUGCUGUAUGUUACUUUGCUUUCUUGGGCUAUGGUAUGGAUGAUGCAUGGACUCUAACCGGAUGGUGAUGCCUAGCAAGUUUGAAUUUACUUCAGGUAGCCCAGAUAGACCAUUACACUCUAGUGGGCAGCGUGGAGCCCACAUGGCCGUUCCACUGGACAGAUCAAGUAGCUUUCGCGAGAAUGGGGAGAAUCCAAAUUUAUCUACUCUUUCAAAUAUGUCAAGAAGUGCUUCUGCUGUAUCACAAGGAGACGUUCUAAAUUUCUUGCAAUGUUUGCAUUUUGGUCGAAAGUUGGUUGCUACUGAUGAAAAGUCUAAUCGCCCGGGGGACUUCAGCAGGCAGUUACAUCUUGCUCUUAGUAUGUCCCCAGACGAUUCUCCAUCUAGUUCUUCAAAAAGUAAAUUGGCAGCAUCCGUGAUGCCAGAAGAAAUCAAGCGAAUGAAGGGUAGUCUACGUGAGUGCUCUAUCAAAGCCAGGAAACGAUUAAAAAUUUUCAACGAGGCCUUAUCUGUAUUUAACAAGUUUUUCCCGAGUGUACCAUCAAAGAAGAGGUCACGUUUAGAAGUUUAUAAUAAUGAGCGAUCCAAUUUCAUUUUAUCUGGUGAGCGGUCAGCUAGGGGGCAAGUAGGUAAGUUUGGAAAUCAGAGUCAUGCAGUCACUGGUGUUUUUGAACAUGAGAUGCAGAAACCUGAAGAACGAAUAAAAAAUGCUAUGCCGAAUAAACGCACAAGAACUUCAUUGGUGGAUGCAAGGGGGAUGGAUGUUCGUGGUAAUGCUCCUGCGAGACAAUCUGGAGCUGAAGAUAGGGAAAGAGAUGCACUAAGGCUUGCAAAUAGUGGUGCUGUUCAAGGUGAAGAUAGGAGUUUAUCAAUUGGCGUUGAUGGUUGGGAGAAGUCAAAAAUGAAGAAAAAACGAUCUGGAAUAAAGGCAGAUGUCUCUUCGAGCUGUCAAUCGACCAAACCAGCAGAUAGCUAUGAUGAAGUUAAGCAACAAUUGCAGCAAAGACCUGUUUCUGAUGCUCGAUCGCGAAUAAACAAAGAUAACUUUGGGUUUAGGCCAGGGGCUGCUAAUGGAGCUUCUGGUGUUGGAAAAUCUGAUGGUGUUGCCCAACAAAUUGGCUUGGGUAUUCGUUCUUCCAUGUCCAGGACUGAUUUGGAUGCCAGUUCCCUCGUCAAUGACAGAAGAGAUAAUUCUAUUGGUUCAGACAAAGAAAGAGUCAACGUCCGGGGUGUUAAUAAGUCAAACGUCCGUGACGACUUCAUUUCAACCAGUCCUACAAUAAAUGCUAAAGUGAAUCCAUCUGUUCGUGCUCCACGGUCUGGUUCAGGAAUUGCUCCAAAAUUUUCCCCGGUUGUUCACAGAGCAGUUGCUUCUAAUGAUUGGGAUAUGUCAAAUAGCGCAAAUAAGCCUACUGCUGCUGUGGGUGUGAGCAAUCGCAAACGCAUGACAUCAAUGCGGUCCUCAUCUCCUCCAGUUUCCCAAUGGGCAAGCCAGAGGCAGAAGAUCUCCCGUGUUGCAAGAAGGACCAAUCUUGUUCCUAUUGUUUCAAGCAAUGAUGAUACUCCUCCUUUGGAUAACGCAUCUGAUGUUGGGGGUAAUGAUAGUGGCUUGGGAUUUGGUAGACGCAUGUCUGGCAGUUCUCCACAGCAAGUGAAAAUAAAAGGUGAACCAUUAUCCUCGGCUGCCUUAUCUGAAAGUGAGGAAUCUGGGGCUGCCGAGAUCAAAUCGAGAGAGAGGAUCCGAAAAUCGGAUGAUUUAGAUGAUAAAUCUGAACAAGGUGGUAAAAAGGUAUCUUCUUUAGUUCUGCCAACCAGGAAGAAUAAAUUGGUUGAUGAAGACGUUGGAGAUGGGGUUCGAAGACAAGGGAGGAAUGGGCGUGCUUUUACUUCCACUAGGUCUCCCGUGCCAAUGACAGUUGAGAAGAUCGACAAUGUAGGAACUGCAAAACAGCUUAGAAGUGCCAGACUCGGAUAUGAUAAAGUUGAAAGCAAGGCAGGUCGUCCACCUACUAGGAAAUUUACUGACCGCAAAGCAUAUAAACGUCAAAAGCCCAAUGUGGCGACAGAUUUUCUUGCUGGAUCAGAUUAUGGGCAUGAAGAGCUAUUGGCUGCUGCUAAUGCUGUAAAAAAUCCUGGUCGCACAUUUUUCAACCCAUUUUGGAGACAGAUGGAGCAAUUCUUUCGUUUUAUAUCUGAAGCAGAUAUUACUCACCUAAGAAAACAAUUUCUCUUUCAGGGAGAUCUCGAAGGUACUGCAUUGGGGCGAAAAGUUGUUUCAGACAGGGACAGUUACAAUAUCAGUCGUGAUAAUUUUGAGCACGUUGACAAUGAUGCAAGAGGAAAAGUUCCUUUAGAACAUAUAAUUCACGAGUUAAAAGAUCAUACUGUAAUUCCUUUAUACCAGAGACUCUUAGCCUCAUUAAUUCCAGAGGAGGUUGCUGACAACGAAAGUGAAGAGACCAAGUUCGAUAGUUACGGAAUGCCCGAGUUAGAUGAAGAUUUUAAACCAAACAAAUUGAGUCACCAAAUUUCACCUAGUUCUCAGUUUUCUGGGCAUUCUGCUAAUGAUGAUUAUAACAUGAGAAGGGGACCAGGAUCAGAUCAAUACAUGCCUGAAACAGAUAGACAGGGCAUCCCAAACUCUGUGAUGAUAUUGAACUUAUCUAAUUCCAUGAACGGCUCGAUCUCUAAUCAAGCUUUUAUGCCUGGAACAGCCUGUUCAGAGUUUCAGUAUGAUGGCAUGCAGUUGAGUGAGAAACUUCUGUUGGAGAUUCAAAGUAUUGGCAUUUUUCCAGAUUCAGUGCCUGAAAUGUUACAGAUAGAGGAGGAAGAGGUCAUCAAUAACAUCCAUCUGUUGGAAGAGAAGAAGAAUGAGCUGGUUUCAAGAAAGAACUCUUUGCUUCACAAACUGCUCCAGUCUGUCUUGGCCUCAAAGCAGCUUCAAGAAAAAGAGUUCGAAAGGCUUGCCAUGGAUAAACUUGUUGCAAUGGCUUACGAGAAGUAUAUGGCUUGCAAAGUUUCUAAUGCCUCUAGUGGAAAGAGUUCCAGUAACAAAAUGGCGAAGCAAGCUGCCUUGGCAUUUGUUAAAAGAACAUUGAACCGAUGUCAUAAAUUUGAGGACACAGGAAAGAGCUUCUUCAGUGAGCCUUCAUUUCGAGAGAUAUAUUCUUCCUGGUCUGUCAAUCCCAAUGGUGAAAGACAGACAGAUCCUGUGGAGGGUGAAUCGUAUGCCUCCAUUCAAUCUCUGGAUGGCAGAGUCUCAGCUUUUGCAGGUUCACAGCAUAGCCCUUCACACUUCAGUCAGAAUGCGGAAAACCACGAUAUUACAUCUGGCAAUGUGCUUCCACCUGCUAAUCACCAAGCUGAGCGAACUAGUGGAAGAGAAGAAAUAUGGUCAAACAGGGUAAAAAAGAGAGAACUCUUGCUUGAUGAUGUCGGUAAUGCAGGUGCCCCAUCAGUCAUUGGGAGUUCUAUUUCAAGCAGUGCAAAAGGAAAGCGGAGUGAAAGGGAUAGAGAUGGUAAAGGGCAUAACAGAGAGGUGUCAUCUAGAAAUGGAAUUAAAAUUGGUAGGCCAGCACUAUCCAAUGCUAAAGAGGAAAGGAAAACUAAGACAAAGCCGAAGCAGAAAACUGCCCAAUUAUCAAUUUCUGUUAAUGGCCUUCUGGGGAAGAUGUCAGAGCAACCAAAACCAUCAUUGUCUCCUGUAUUAAAAUCAAGUACUUUGACUGGUGGUUCAAAAGAAAAGGAUCAAUUUGGCUUUGAUGGACUCGAUGACCCCGAGUCCUUAUAUUUAUCUAAUCUUCAAUUACCGGGAAUGGACGUAUUAGGUGUUCCUGAUGAUCAUGAUGGUCAGGCUCAGGAUCUGGGUUCAUGGUUAAAUAUUGAUGAUGAUGGUUUACAAGACCAAGAUGACUUCAUGGGCCUUGAGAUUCCAAUGGAUGACCUCUCAGAAUUAAAUAUGAUGGUUUGAAGUUGCCUUCCUUGUAUAGUCUUCAAAUCUUGUUGAUUAAUACCUUACAAACUAAAGGGUGACAGGUAGUUGCAUAGUUAUUGGCUACCGAUCCAAAUUAGGUUAUUAGAUUCUUUUGAGGCUCCUCUUCAAGUUAUAUUUCAAGUAAAUCUUUCGGAUGUUUCGAGUUUUGAUCCUGUAUUUAGUUGGUGACUUCGACUGUAAAGAUAGUCUUGUUCAACCUACAAGUUAGUAUAGUCAUAGUGAUAUGCAGGGUACACAGUAUCCUUCAUGUAGCUUUUUGAUCAGAGAAUGAUACCUCUUGUACAUAAACUUUAUAUUUGAAAUAAAUCUGCAUCUUAUUCUGCAAGGAUCUG